UGUUACUGUUGUUUCGAUUUUCCAAAUGCUCGCUCUCUACGACGUAUUGUUUACCAGUGUGUAGUGCCGUGUUAUUUAUCGACAGACGACAAUGACUGUUUCUUGGUCUCUGUAUUUCUACAAAAUUUUUAUUUACACUUUUAAUAGGAGCUCGAGUGAAAACGGGAAAUCACGAUUUGUCAACAGAUAUGAAUAUCUUUGGUGAUUGUUUAGCUAGAGAGUUGGAUUUGGUAAAUUGAAAGGGAAAGGAUCCGUGGCGAGGACGUAAUAUCAUACAAACAGUUUAAAAACAGCAGGACAUAUGGAAGGCGGUAUUAUGGAUGGUCCUGAAGUGACUCUUAGCAGGUCCGAGGAUGAUCCUUCGCUUCAAGGAUGCUUCAGUCCAAAAAGAGCUCCGUUCAGAUUUCUGGGACUGGCUCUUAUGUGUUUCAUGGGAUUUGGUUCAUACUUUUGUUACGACAAUCCUGGAGCACUACAAGAUAAUUUUAAAAAUGACUUAAAUAUGUCAACUAAAAAAUUUGUUUUACUAUACUCGAUUUAUUCGUGGCCCAAUGUAAUUUUAUGUUUUAUCGGAGGCUUUCUCCUCGACAGCUUAUUUGGAAUAAGAUGGGGAACUAUCAUAUAUAUGUCCCUGACAUUGUUUGGGCAACUAAUUUUUGCUAUAGGUGGUUACACAAAUGUAUUUUGGUUAAUGAUGCUAGGAAGAUUUAUAUUUGGAAUCGGAGCGGAAUCGUUGGCUGUAGCUCAGAACAGCUACGCCGUACUGUGGUUCAAAGGCAAAGAACUAAAUAUGGUGUUUGGACUUCAAUUGAGUUUUGCCAGAGUAGGCUCGACAGUCAAUUUCCUAGUAAUGGAGGAUAUAUACAAUUACGUAUCAAAAACUUUAGGUUACCUUGGAGCAGAAUGUAUUGGAACGGUGUUGUUUCUCGCAACCCUCACUUGCGUCGCUUCCAUGAUUUGUACCCUUGUUUUGGGCUGUAUGGAUAGUCACGCAGAAAAAGUAUUAAGACGAAACGAAGGCGAAGAGCCCACGAUUGUUCGAUUGACGGAUGUCAAAGAUUUUAAAAAUAUAUUUUGGCUGGUCACUUGGAUCUGCGUCUCUUAUUACAUAGCGAUAUUCCCGUUUGUCUCAUUAGGAAAAGUUUAUUUCAUACGUAAAUAUGAAUUUGAGCCAGCGGUCGCUAAUACAGUGAAUUCAAUGGUCUACAGUAUUUCUGCCAUCGCAUCCCCCCUCUUUGGUAUUUUAGUUGAUAAAUCUGGAAAAAAUAUCCUCUGGCUCGUUUUAAGUAUUAUUGGUUCAUUAGUUGCACAUGGACUGCUUGCAUUUACCUACGUUAGUCCAUACGUGUGUAUGAUUCUUUUGGGACUAUCGUAUUCGAUGCUCGCAAGUAGCCUUUGGCCAUUGAUUGCUUUAAUUAUUCCUGAACAUCAGUUGGGGACCGCUUAUGGCAUUGCUCAAGCACUUCAGAAUUUAGGUCUAGCAAUAACAUCUAUAGUUUGUGGAAUUAUUGUUGAUAAUCACGGUUACUUUAUGCUCGAAAUGUUCUUCUUUACAUGGCUCUGGAUCUCGCUGAUCACUGCCAUCAUUAUCUGGAUAUCAGAUUCAAACUCCACCGGCGGUUAUCUAAACAUGUCUCCUAAGCAACGCGAGCUAUACGAAAAGAAUCCAUGUUUACCACAGAUAAUGGAAAGAGAGAAAUUAUUAUCAGGGGAUGGUUCGACUUCAGAUUUAUCUGGAGAUGAUUUGCUACAACCCCAGUCAGAUACGCGAAUGAGAAAUCGCUAUCUAACACGAAUUGGUGCCGAGACUCCAGUUCACAUAAAAGAAUUCGCUCACUGUGUCUUCCCAUUGUACAGCAUAUGUCUGUGAUGUAUUAGUAUUAUGCUAAAGAUGAAACGAGAGAAUGAGUUUUAGCGACAAUGGUGCUGUUUGCCAAAAAUGAAAUGAAAAGAAUUCACAAUUAUAUUAAAUCAAGUUCUCUACUAAAAUGUGGGUCCACAAAGACGAUUUAUGUUUUAUAUUUUAUACAUUUAAUGAUGCGAAGAAUCUCUUAUGUAUAUA
Ceratosolen solmsi marchali is the source of this 2062-nucleotide messenger RNA. RefSeq names its product major facilitator superfamily domain-containing protein 1. Gene Ontology annotation, molecular function: transmembrane transporter activity. Bases 302 to 1870 code for a protein of 522 amino acids. Gene Ontology annotation, biological process: transmembrane transport. The record is from RefSeq and is a predicted model, not a curated record. The transcript is spliced from 8 exons. Lineage: Eukaryota; Metazoa; Arthropoda; Insecta; Hymenoptera; Agaonidae. Gene Ontology annotation, cellular component: lysosome.